Physeter macrocephalus (sperm whale) is the source of this 5582-nucleotide messenger RNA. It is a transcript of the gene PUDP, whose product is annotated as pseudouridine 5'-phosphatase. The transcript is spliced from 4 exons. The record is from RefSeq and is a predicted model, not a curated record. Bases 632 to 1528 code for a protein of 298 amino acids. NCBI's taxonomy places the organism in Eukaryota, Metazoa, Chordata, Mammalia, Artiodactyla, Physeteridae. Gene Ontology annotation, molecular function: phosphatase activity.
UUAUGCGGCUUCAUUUUAGUUUAGCUUCUGGAGAACCUUUUCCUUUCAAAACGCUGUCCCUUUCAUUGAUUGUACGCUGUUGUCAGCUGGUGUACUCAUUGCCGGGUCUGAGGAGUUUGGCGGUGCGUUCAGAUCCUCGCUUAUUCCACCGAGGGUUUGGGGUGAUUUUAUCUAAAUUGUGAAGAAAAGUGGCUGUUGGCACAGUCUCCUACAGAUUUAUAAUCCCACCGUUCUUUGCCUUUUAAAUUAAAAGCUUCAGCUUUAAAUAAAUGCUGCUUGAAGCAUUUUUAAAGAAUACAGCUGUUUUCUGUCUUCAGAAUUAGUCUUUUUUCAUGCUCCUUUCUCUUUCCCUGUCCACUUGCUUCGGCACCAGUUCCUCUUGUUAACUCCCCAUCCGGCCUCUGCUGCUUUUCCUGGCACUCCCUAGCCUUCGCAAACCCAUCAGUGGUUUCUCACUCGCUUGGUGCCGACGAUGUCUUUUUGUCAGUCUUUCUCUCUCUCUCAAUCGCUAGAAGAAAAGUGCUCACGUGUAGAAAGUAAAGUGUACAGCCUCUCUGCCGGUCCAUCCAUCUCACCACCCCAAGAGCCCUCCCUCUGUGUCCCCUCACAGGCGAGAAGGAUGUAAAAGAGCAUGUGUUACAGACAGCCCUCCUCAUUGUCCAGCGGAGGGGUGGACCAGCCCUUCCCUCUUUGCUGGGACUUCUUUAGGGAGAUUAAGUGCAGCGUGGGUUAUAGAAAAACUAGAACCACCCAGGUUAUUAUGCAAACACUAACUGCUGCUACCAAGGAGCCCGGGAAGACUUUUCUUCAAGUCCCACCUUCUUUUGUACCAAAAGAAGAGAAGAAAACAAAAGCCGGAAUUUAUUAUCCAGCCCAGGGGUCAUGCUCAAGCACACAGUCUGAUACCGAACGGCUGUACUCAGUGGUGUUUGAGGCAGUCUGCGGUCGCUAUGGGAAGAAGUACAGCUGGGACGUGAAGUCCCUUGUCAUGGGCAAGACGGCGUUGGAGGCGGCCCAGAUCAUCGUAGACACCCUGCAGCUCCCGACGUCCAGGGAGGAGCUGGUGGAUGCCAGCCAGGCGGAGCUGAAGGACGUGUUCCCCACCGCCGCGCUCAUGCCAGGUGUGGAGAAGCUGAUCCGCCACCUGCAGAAGCACGGUGUGCCCUGUGCCGUGGCCACCAGCUCAGGGACCGCAUCCUUCCAGAUGAAGACCAGCAGACACGAGGGCUUCUUCAGCCUGUUCCAUCACGUCGUCCUCGGCGAUGACCCCGAAGUGAGGAGUGGGAAGCCAGAGCCAGACAUCUUCCUGGCUUGCGCCCGGAGGUUUUCUCCCGCUCCUCCCGUGGAGAAGUGCCUGGUCUUUGAAGAUGCUCCCAAUGGGGUGGAGGCCGCCCUCGCAGCUGGGAUGCAGGUGGUCAUGGUUCCCGACGGAAACUUAAACCGAGACCUGACCACAAAGGCCACCCUCGUGCUGGAUUCCCUGCAGGACUUCCAGCCCGAGCUGUUUGGUCUGCCGCCCUACGAGUAAGAGGCUCCUGCGCCCACACGUGUGACCCACGCUGCCCAGGAGAAGGACAGAGGAAAGCCCGGUUCCCAGACCUCCAUGUGAACAGUCCUUCAGCCUGUGAAGCCUUCUCAUCCCACGAGGGCCUGGCCCUCGCUCUCUAAAGGGUCAAUGAACUAUACUGUGACAGACAGAAAGCAAAAGAGAGACAGCCCAGAACACAGAUGGAAAUUGUCGCUUGAAUAGUCAUGUUUAGUAUUUGAAUAAUUUGGGUUCAUUUCUUUUUCUUCUUCGUUGUUCUCAACCCUGGCUGGAAAAUGUAAAAUAUAUAUACAUAUAUGUAUAUGCUUUUAUGUAUAUAUGUGUAUGUACAUAUUUAUUAUAUUUAUAUACAUUGUGUACUGUAUCACUCUCCUCAGUGUUUCAUCUUAACAUGCGCUAGCAACUGAUAAAAGUGAGGUAGUAAUGGUAAUUCUGUUUGGUUUGUAAUCUGAGUGGGAAAUCCACAUGAUGGAUGAGGUUUUCAUAAAUCAUCCUCUUUAUCAGCAAAUGUUGACAUUCCUUAUGUGCCCUUAAAUCUCUGUGGACCUCUACUGAGAGACUGACUGUGAACUGUAUCUUCCGUUGUUUCCUUUCAGUGUGAACAUAAUGGUAGCCUACGUCUUAUAUCGAGGUGCAUAUCCACGUUUGAGAAUGUUUUCUGCCUCAGAGAAAUCAUUUCCUUUAAGAACAUUUAUUUUUUUAACACAUUCUUUGAUGCAGAUAGAAUUGGAUUUCAGAGUGCAUCCUUGGUACCACCGAGAGCCAUAGCCCAUUUUUGGAACAAUUUAUUGGACAUUACACUUUGGUGAUUAACUGCUUUUAGUAGAUUUACUCAGCCUUUUGUGAUGGGAAUAUAGUGAGAGGCAUUGAAAAUGGGAAAAAUACAAUCACAGGGUGUUUCCACUGGUGGACACCCCACAUUCGGCCCGCCCCGGUGUUCUCUGUUAUUGAUUGUCCUUGAGCUAAUUUUCAAUUCUGUGAGUCUUAGAAGGGUGAUAGUGAUGUAUGUGAUUGUCAGGUGGAAUGAUUAUCUGUGCAUGGUUGUCUCUGGCUGUUGACCAAUUUUACAUCAUUUCAGCAAAUUGAGUUCAACAUUCUUGAUUGCUGUAUACGUGUCUGUUCUUUGAAUUCUCCUUGGAAUCGGUUGUAACAUCUUACUGGUUCCCUCAUCAGUGAGUUUAAUUGAAUAAAAGUUUUGACACUUACUUGUUCAUGUUUUAUUUGUAUGGAAGCAUGAUUUUACCUUUUUUUAAAAAAAAAAUCAUUGUCUAACAAAUAUAAAACAUAAAUGCAAAACAUACACGAUUGACUUUUUUUUAACCCAACUGUAAAGUGGCAUUUACAUAUUUAAAACAAAUUUUAUUGAAAUGUAGUUGAUUUACAAUGUUGUAUUGGUUUCAGGUGUACAGCAAAGUGAUUUGAUUUUAUAGAUAUAUUCUUUUUCAGAUUCUUUUCCAUUAUAGGUCAUUACAGAUUAUUGAGUAUAGUUCCCUGUGCUGUACAGUAGGUCCUUGUUGGUUAUUUUAUAUGUAGUAGGCAUUUGCAUAUUUUAGGUGAACCAUGCUGUCUUUGCAUACAGCAAAGAAAGGCUCUCAGUGACAUGGUCACGCACGUGAUUUGGUAUCUCAUUCUUCCAAAAUAUUUGUGUUGAUGUUUUCUAAUCAUUAAGCCAUUUUGCAGGAAUAAGACAAACAGGUUUAAUGCCUCUAAAUGAUGUAGAUCAGGGUCAGUUUUUCUCUAGGGUGAAUUUGGUCUUAAAUGUGGUGGUGGUGUUUUUGUGGUUUUAGCCGACUCUGCAGGCAAACACUUUGUCGUUUUUUGUACUAAAGAGGAAUACGGAUGUGUGCUCAAAGCCCACAUAUUCUUUCUUAUUUUUCUACGUGAGUCUGAUGGCUUCAAUACAAAUUUCAGUGGUGUUUUUCCACUGAAUAAUCCAUCAAUUUCCUAGAGGUAUAAUAAUGAAAAUUUAGAGCAGAAUGACGGCUGCCAAGAAAGUUUAAAGGGUAGUUGUCUUACUUUCUUAGCUCAUUUAAAGUGUGUUCCAUUAGGACCUUCAGGGAUUAAUAGACGUUACGCCGUUUUGUGCCCUAAGUUGCACCCGUUUGCUCGUACGUUGCCUGUCCUUCGGAAGGAUUUUUGUUCGGUACUGAUGACAGCCACCGAGAGAUAACACAGUCAUUCUCUUCUUCAUCCCACUUAAAUGAAAUGUGAACACUUUUAAGAACGUGCUAAUUACUACUUAUUAGGGUUUUUCCACCUAAUAAGUCUUCAGUUAGAGUUCAGUGAUUUAUAGAAAAGAGAAAAGGUCUGGAAGACACCCACGUUAACGCUUAAGACAAUUAACUUACUAAGAAAUAGGAAUUACUUCUGCUCUGCCAUGGUAGUCAGUGUUUAGAAACCUCAGUGCACAUAACCUUUGAAUAUCAUCGACGGUUUGAUGCUGAACGUGGCAUGCUUUGAAUGCUGUUUCCACAUUUUAAAAACAAUUUGCACACUGAUAACAAGUUUUAUAGCAAAGAAUAAUGAGUUUUUGCCUAUUGGUGUUAAUUCCCCUGCUUAACAUCGUGUACUGCCUACGCUCUGCUAUUCCACAGGAUAAAGUUCAAACCUCCCUGGCCUUAUAGGAAGGCUUUCUGACGUAAGUCUAGCACCGACAGUCUUUAGAAUUAUUUCUAUUAUUAUUACCAUCACCACCCUCAUCUUCUGUAAAGGGAAAAUGAGAAUUAAAGAGCAAGGGGUUUCAAAUUAGGCCAACUUCAAUUCAGAUCGAAGCUCUGCUACUGACUAGUGGUGUCACUUUAUUUUGCCCCUGUCCACCUCAGGUGCCUUAGCUGUGCAAAUGGGGUUACUGGAUACUUCGCAGUGUUGGUGUAAAGAAUUGGUCGCACAUGGGGUGAGAAUCCUUAGCACAUCAUGAAAGAUUUAUAAAAUGGCAGCGCGACAGUUACUCCUAUGUCAGAGUCCAUGUGGCAUCCUCCACUAGUUUUUGUUGGUUGGAGAUAUUUGGUUUACCGAGGAUAUUUGUUGUCUGAGCAGCUCACACUGUCUGAAAGCAGAUUUUCAGGAUGCCUCAGAAUGUUCUGGUUUCUCAUGACUCUCUCUAACAGAUCGUAUCUUGUACAGUGGAGUACUUGCUUUCUGUUCCCUUCAUUAGUCAUUGGAUAUUUCUCUUGCUUGUAACUAUUUUCAUCAGAAAAGCUGUCAUCCGGAUUGAACUAAUUCAGGAUUGUUAUUUCCUUACUAUGUGCCAGGCUCCCUAGUCACAUAAAACUGAAUAAGAACACAUCUCCCGGUAUUUAUCUUGUUGUACUUCAGCCAUAAAAAUAUUUGAGUUGCUUCCAGAUCUCUUUUCAGUACCAGGUUAGCAUCAAGCCUGCGUGACAAGGGGCAGGACGGGCCCCCGCACCGUCGUGGGUGCCUGUCACAGAGCUGUUUAGAGACUCUGAAGCCGCCCGCUUGGUGUUAAAGCAUGGUAUUACAGUGUUGCUUUUGUUGACUGCAAAUGCCCGUGCUUCCCAAGUUCCACAUGGCUUUCUACAACACUGUAUAUGAAAAUGAGUAUUUUUACAUUAAAAUGUUUUUUAAGUUUUACCAAUAUGUUAGCAGUGUAUUUCUCUAGGGGAUGAAAAGUACUCUAUAAAGAAGUAUCUAAGAAUCGUAAUGUUCUCUCAUCUCUCUUUUUUUAAAUUGAAGUAGAGUUGAUUUACAGUGUUGUGUUAGUUUCAGGUGUACAGCACAGUGAUUCAGUUAUACGUAUAUAUGUAUUUUUUGCAGAUUCUUUUCGCUUAUAGGUUGUUACAAAAUAUUGAGUAUGCCUCCCUGUGCUAGACAGUAGGUCCUCGUGGGUUAUCUAUUUUAUAUAUGGUAGUGUGUAUAUGUUAAUUCCAAACUCCUAAUUUUAUCCCUUCCACUGCCUUUCCCCUUUGGUAACCAUAAGUUUGUUUUCUGUGUCUGUGAGUAUAUUUGUUUUGUAAAUAAGUUCAUUUGUAGAAUAUCAUUUUUUUUUAGAUUCCACACAUAAGUGAUAUCAUACUGU